AAGGGACUUCAUUCACUAGCCCUUCAAAUUACAGUCACUGCUAAAACCCAAAACAUAAAAAGAAAAAUUCCCAGAAAAAAACUGCAGGAAAGAUGGCCUGCAGAUUGAUGGCUGUUCAACAGAACCAACCAGCUUCUUCUUUGGCACUCUUUCAUUCUUCUCUCUCCUCUGACUUCAAUGGCUGCAGACUCACUCACUCUGUUCAGUUCAAGAGGAAUGUAGUGCAACCAAAAGGAGCUUUGCAUGUUACAGCAUCAAGUGGCAAGAAAAUUCUUAUAAUGGGAGGCACCCGAUUCAUUGGUAUAUUUUUGUCAAGACUCCUUGUCAAGGAGGGGCAUCAGGUGACUCUUUUUACAAGAGGAAAAGCACCUAUUGCUCAGCAAUUGCCUGGUGAAGCAGAUGCUGAUUUUGCUGAUUUUUCAUCUAAGAUCUUGCACUUGAAAGGUGAUAGGCAAGAUUUUGACUUCGUGAAAAGCAGUUUGUCUGCUGAAGGCUACGAUGUUGUUUACGACAUCAAUGGGAGAGAAGCAGUUGAAGUAGAGCCAAUAUUGGACGCACUUCCGAAGCUAGAACAAUAUAUUUACUGCUCAUCAGCUGGUGUCUAUCUCAAAUCAGAUCUCUUGCCACACUGUGAGGCCGAUGCAGUUGAUCCAAAGAGUAGGCACAAGGGAAAGCUUGACACAGAGAGCUUGCUUGCGUCAAGGGGUGUCAACUGGACUGCUUUGCGGCCUGUGUACAUAUAUGGUCCAUUAAACUACAACCCUGUCGAAGAAUGGUUCUUCCAUCGACUUAAAGCUGGCCGCCCUAUUCCUAUCCCUGGUUCAGGAAUCCAAAUUACUAGUCUUGGUCAUGUUAAGGAUUUGGCAAAGGCUUUCUUGCUUGUACUUGGAAAUGAUAAAGCAAGCGGAGAAGUAUUCAAUAUUUCCGGAGAUAAGUAUGUAACAUUUGAUGGACUAGCAAGAGCAUGUGCAAAGGCUGGUGGAUUCCCAGAACCUGAGAUAAUCCACUACAACCCCAAGGAGUACGAUUUUGGUAAAAAGAAGCCUUUCCCAUUCCGUGACCAGCAUUUCUUUGCAUCGAUCGAAAAGCCAAAGAACUUGCUCGGAUGGAAACCAGAGUUCGACUUGGUCGAAGGUCUUACAGACUCAUACAACCUAGACUUUGGAAGAGGAACUUUCAGGAAAGCGGCUGAUUUCUCCACAGAUGACAUUAUUUUGGGCAAGACCCUUGCUGCUGUCUAAAACUGUAUGCUGCUUUGAUCAGUUGAAGUGUAUCCAUGUUGUAACCUACAUUUUUCGAGAUCUUGAAACAUUGAUUACAAUCUGAGAUUAGUGGCUGAAUAUGAAUGAUCAAUGAUGCGUAUAUCAUAAUAUGACUUCAAAGUUAGAUUGUCA
This is a messenger RNA of Beta vulgaris subsp. vulgaris (sugar beet), 1394 nucleotides long. RefSeq names its product chloroplast stem-loop binding protein of 41 kDa b, chloroplastic. The record is from RefSeq and is a predicted model, not a curated record. The coding region runs from base 93 to 1241 and encodes 382 amino acids. NCBI's taxonomy places the organism in Eukaryota, Viridiplantae, Streptophyta, Magnoliopsida, Caryophyllales, Amaranthaceae. Gene Ontology annotation, molecular function: RNA binding. The transcript has 10 exons. Gene Ontology annotation, biological process: rRNA processing. Gene Ontology annotation, cellular component: cytosol.